This is a messenger RNA of Phyllotreta striolata, 1607 nucleotides long. The record is from the annotation of a GenBank genome assembly. Lineage: Eukaryota; Metazoa; Arthropoda; Insecta; Coleoptera; Chrysomelidae.
GAUGAUGUUAACAUUCGCACUAGCGGGCUUCGCCUUUUUCCUCGCCUUCUGCGCCCUACACUUUUACUUCUCAUACAAACACAAAUAUUGGCAAAAACGCGGUGUCUACUCGCCCGGCGGAGCGAAACUUUUCUUCAGCCACUUCGCAGACGUCGCUCUGAUGAGAACCACAUCAGCCGAAUGGAUGAAAAAGUUCUACGAUCAAAUAGAUAGGGACUACAUCGGCGUGUACAUAUUCGGCGAUCCCUACCUGAUAAUCAAGAACUCCAGUCUACUGAAGUCGGUCCUGAUAAAAGAUUUCAACUAUUUCAUGGACAGGAACGUGACUCCGGGCGGGCACGAGCGCUACUCCCCGUACAUGAUGUUCUUCCAGAAAGGCUCCACCUGGAAGGUGAACAGACAGAGGAUAACACCGGCCUUGACCAGCGGCAAAUUGAGAUCCAUGUUUCCUUUGUUCGUGGAAUCCUCGCAGGAAAUGGUCAACUAUCUCGAACGAAACCAAACGGUUCUCGAAGCCAGAGAUAUGGUCGCUAGAUACACCACAGACGUGAUAUCCAAAACUGCUUUCGGUAUAAAUCCGCACAGCUUCGACGGCGAAAACUCGAAAUUCACGGUAAACCGACGGGCAUUGUUCGGCUUCUCCUGGAGGAACGCCUUCGCCCAGUCCCUCUGCUUCUUCAAGCCCGACUGGGUGCCGAUACUGAAGCCGAAUUUCUUCGAUCCCCUCGUCAUGGACUACUUCUCCGACAUUUUCCUGGCUUCGUUGGAGGCCCGCACGACCAAAAACAAAGCCUACAGCGAUCUGAUCGACGUGGUGAAGGAGCUGCGGAAGAACAACGACAUCCAGAUGGACGACAGGCAGUUCUGCGGUCACGCGUUGCAGAUUUUCAUGGCCGGAUUCGAAACGACCAGCGGGGCAAUUUCGUUCACUUUGUACGCCUUCGCUUUGUAUCCUCACAUACAAGAGACAGCCAGAAGGGAAGCGGAGGAACUGAAGGAGAAGUACGGCGGCUUCACCUACGAAGCUCUACACGACACACCAUACUUAGAUAUGUGCAUAAAUGAAAGCAUGAGGAUAUAUCCACCUUUGGCUUUUCUGGAAAGGAAAUGCAUCGAGAAUUAUAGGAUUCCCGGUACGGAUUGCGUGAUAGAAAAAGACACGGCGAUUCUGAUACCUACGUUAGGUUUCCACAUGGACGAGAAAUAUUUUCCGGAACCCGAGAAAUUCGAUCCGGAACGGUUCAGAAACAGGCUGGAUCAAAGCAGUGGGUUGUAUUACUUGCCCUUCGGGGAAGGACCUAGGAAUUGUUUAGGUGAAAGGAUGGGCAGAUUGAGCGUUAAAUUGGCUCUGGUCUCUAUUAUUACGAAUUUUGAAGUGACCAAGUGCUCUAAAACUCCCGUUCCCGUCGUGUUUGAGCCGAGGAGUUUCUUAACGCAAUCCAAUGUGGGAAUUCCAAUAAAAUUUGCGAAAUUAAGAUAGAAUUUUACGAAAUAAUAUUAUUAUCUACACAUGUUUAUUGUUAUUAUUAGGUAGGUAAUAUUAUUUAAUAAAAUAAUAUCAGUAGGUUUUAUAAAUGUAUGUAUUUGUAUAAACUUCAACAUUAUUC